Messenger RNA from Protopolystoma xenopodis, 318 nucleotides. The record is from the annotation of a GenBank genome assembly. Lineage: Eukaryota; Metazoa; Platyhelminthes; Monogenea; Polystomatidea; Polystomatidae.
AUGUAUUCCGCCCAGUUUGUCUUUGUUUACAGUCCAUUGUGGCCUACUUUGUACGCACAAUCUGUCCGUCGCUCAACUGGCCCAUCAGGGCCUAGGCCCCGACUCGUCCUUACACUCCCUUCUCAUUCCUGGGCAACCCUGAGUCUUUCAUUCUUCGAGCUUAUACUCUUUGCGGGAGAAUCGAACGGAUUGUCUCUUCUAUCCAAGGACACUCAGGGGGUAGACGAAGCGAGAUACGCAGAUCUGGGUGGUUAUGGUCCUUCUCACCCUCAGACAAAACUUGGUCGUUGGCUUAAAGUGUCAGGUGUUAGUGUUUGA